AUGUUUAAUCCGGUAAUGCCUAUCGCGUCGCUACUACUGGUUGUUGAUAGGUGGACAUGCAUGCGAUUCAUAGACUCUCGAAGCACCUCCGGCCAUGUGCUGCAGGAAUACGAGGGAAAUGCAGCAAUACACAACUUAGCGGCCUCUAUUUCGGACAAAGAACGAGUAAAGGAUGCGGAGAAUAAUCUCAAUCGUCUGCAGGACGUCGGGCAGAUGGACAUGGAAAUCAUGCAGACAAACUCAUGCACGGUCCGUCAACCAAGAUGUGUGGCCGGUGGAGCUUUCGCAAACCCGACCCCAAUCGGGUCUCCCGUGCUGAAAAAGAAGUCUGACGAAGAGGAUGAGACAGUUACCGCAAUGUGCUCCAUACGAUACCAUAACCAUGCGCCACCAAACCAGUCCCUCCCCUCUGACAUAGGGUCUGAGCAUGAUCAAGAGGCUUCAGAUCAGUCAUCUGUGCGUCGCUACAGACUCCGUCUCGACCUAGAUCCACCGCUCCCCACCCCCACAGCAUCCUCCCUAGCGUCCGCGUUGAGGGCCCAAUAA
Molecule: messenger RNA, 546 nt
Organism: Aspergillus costaricaensis CBS 115574
Lineage: Eukaryota; Fungi; Ascomycota; Eurotiomycetes; Eurotiales; Aspergillaceae
Exons: 4
Coding region: 1-546 (181 amino acids)
Source: RefSeq, a predicted model, not a curated record